AUGGCGCCAAUCAACGCAAAGGUCAACUCGACCAACUCGCACAACAUGCACCAAACCUUCAAGUUCAACUCGAUCCCCAAGGCGGUCAAGACCAACGUCACGAAGAAGGGCAGUAUAAAUACGACAGUGGUCAUGGGCCCGGACGGAAUGCCGCACCACCGAUCAGUCGUCUCUGUCUCCUCUACCACGCCGCGGUCACCGCCGAUUACCGCCUCUCCGACCACUGCCAGCUUUGAGAAAGUCCUUGCCGAGUCCCGAGAAGAGAGGAUGCGAAGAGUCUCCGGCAGCACGAGCAGUGACGACCGGGGCUCUCGGAAGUCGUUCCGUCUCGACACCAAGGCCGCCCGCCGACAGACGAUCCGCGACUUCACCUCCAGUAUGCGACGAAAGGCUUCAGAAGCUGUGUCCGUCUCUGUCUCGCAGAGGAGCGACAGUAUGAGCCUCGCGAGUGCUUCUGGACCAAUGUGCACAUCCCCCAUCGAAGCGUCCGACUUCGGAGAAUGGGUCUACCCGACGUCCCCCUCAUUAGCCAAGACAGCCGGAACCUGGGGCCCGGGAUCGUCGUCGCCCGUUUCGCCCACAAGCCCUGCGCUGAAGCGGGCUCCGCCAGUGUCUGUCGCUUCCCCGACGUCUCCCUUCCACAAUCUGCGGGGGAGCACGGGCACUCUGGAUGACAUUGCCCCUUUCGCAGCGCCUUCUGGACCGCCACCGGCUCCUUCUGACCUUCCGCAACCGAAGAGUCCUAGGAGCCCCGUACUUGGAAUCAGCCGCGUAGUCUCUGGCAGCAGCGCUAGCUCGACCCCGAGCGGGGCCAGCAUGCCUCAAACCCCAACAGUUCCGGGAUGGCACGACCUUGCUCGCCCGACUGGCGCUGUGGGAGCGAAGCGCGUCUUCUUUGAUGACAAUGGAGAGGUGCGCUCGGUGUACAAGGUCGGAUGGGAGAGCCCUGUGCUCGACCUGGAAGCGCGACUGCACGAGACCAUGUACGACAUUGCCGGCGGACGCCACACUUUCAUCGACCUCGACGAGAACAGCGACGCCCCCGCCACUGUGCUUGAUCUUGGAACCGGCAGCGGUCUCUGGCCCAUCUCGCAAGCGCUUGCAUGGCCAAAGGCCCAGUUCGUCGCCGCCGACCUCGUUCCGUGCCACAUCGACCUGCAGACGCUCGCCGCCGCGACGGCAUGCAUUGACGACGGCACAUGGGAGAGUGUGGCCGACCGGAUUGAUUUCCAGCAAUACAAUUUCCUGAAUGGCCUCCCCUACGACACUGGCUCCUUUGACAUGGUCCACCUGCGAUUCGUUGGCCUCGGUGUCCCCGAGCAUCAGUGGACGGCGCUCCUGGACGAGGCUGUCCGCGUGCUUCGCCCGGGUGGUGUCCUCGAGGUCGUCGAGAUGUCAGCUGAGCCACCGACUAGCACGCCGGGCGCCGUCAAGGCCGCGUGGUCUUCGAUGCUCCAGUCCGACUACAUUCAUUCCAACCCCGUCUCUGUGCUCCAGAGCUAUCUCCCCUCGACCCCGCACCUCGUCAAGUCGACCCGACCUGUUCUCAAUGUCUCGUGGGACAUGGAGUCGCCCAGCAACGCGCCUGGAGCGCUUGCCGAUGCUUCCAUGACGUGGAUUCGGUCUGCGCUCGCGUACCGUGACGCCCGGCUAGGCAUGGACGAGACUGGAGCUCGCGCCAUCAAGGCCUUCGCCAAGGCUGCGCCUGGCAAGUGGAUCAGUGUCCGGCCGCACGGCGAGCAGCCAGAGGAGGACGAGGAGCGGAGCCCGCGGACACCCGUCAACCUCGCCGCUUGGGUCGUCGUCAAGGAGAGCCGGACGAUCGCCAAGGAGAAGCCGUUGAUCACCUCACCACCGGCCACGGCUGCCAUCUAA
Molecule: messenger RNA, 1875 nt
Organism: Trichosporon asahii var. asahii CBS 2479
Lineage: Eukaryota; Fungi; Basidiomycota; Tremellomycetes; Trichosporonales; Trichosporonaceae
Exons: 3
Coding region: 1-1875 (624 amino acids)
Molecular function (GO): methyltransferase activity
Source: RefSeq, a predicted model, not a curated record